AUGACCCCCCAAACCACCGACGUUCUCAUCGUCGGCGCCGGCCCCGCCGGCCUAAUGCUCUCCACGCUCCUAACCCGCCUCGGCAUCCCCCUCCUCCACAUCGACGACCGCCCGCACGCCACCAGCACCGGCCGCGCCGACGGGCUGCAACCCAAGACGCUCGAAACACUGUCACAACUCCGCCUGCUCACGCCGCUGCUCGAACGCGGGGUCAAGAUCUACGACAUUGCGUACUGGAACUCGACGGCGGAGCACGCGCUGAAGCGGACGAGAAGGGAGUGCCAUUUCCCCGGGGUCGUGGAGGUGGUGGAGAGGUUUAUACUGAUCUGCCAUCAGGGGGUUGUGGAGGGCGUGUUGGAGGGGGAUGUGGUGGGGAGGGGGGGCGGGGUGGUGAGGGGGGUGGGCUUCGCGGGGUAUGAACUGGAGGGGGCGGAGGGGGAGGGGGAGGGGGGGAUGGUGAGGGCUUGGUUUGAGAAGGUGGGGGCGGGGGAGGAGAGUGAGAGGAGGGAGGUGAGGGCAAAGUAUGUGGUGGGGUGCGACGGCGCGCAUAGUGCGGUGCGGAGGUGUAUGCCUGGUGCGAAGAUGGAGGGGGAGAGCACGGAUGUGUUUUGGGGCGUGUUGGACGGCGUGAUAGAGACGGACUUUCCGGACCUGUGGAGUAAAUGCGCAAUCGCCACCCACGACAGAGGCACAAUCCUGUGCAUCCCGCGCGAGCGCGGCAUGACACGGCUGUACAUCGAGCUCAGCAACGGGAGCAAGUCGGAGGCGGCGCAGGAGUUUGUCAUGGCGCGCGCGAGGGAGAUCAUGGCGCCGUUCAGCGUCGAGUGGAGGAGUGUCGAGUGGUUCGGCGUCUACCAGAUCGGACAGCGGAUAGCUAGCACAUUCAGUGACCGCGGCCGUGUCUUUAUCGCCGGCGAUGCAGCGCACACACACUCGCCCAAGGCCGCCCAGGGCAUGAACGUCUCCAUGCACGACACCUUCAACCUCGCCUGGAAGCUCGCCUGCGUACUCAAAGGCCUCUCGCCCGCCAGCCUCCUCGACACCUACAUCAGCGAGCGCCGCAAGAUCGCGCACGACCUCAUCGCCUUCGACCACGGCCACGCCUCCGCCUUCACGGGCAACGACGCCGCCGCCCUCGCUGCAAACUUCGAGAAGAACAUCCGCUUCAUCUCCGGCGUCGGCGCCGACUACGACGCGAACGUGCUCAACCGCCCGCUGGCGGCGGGACUGACGUGCGGGCUCGUCCCGGGACAGCUGCUUACGCCGGCCAGGGCAACGAGGUAUGUGGAUGCAAACCCGGUCGACGUGCAGCGCGACAUACCGUGGCUGGGGCAGUGGCGGGUGUAUUUCCUAACCGACGACUACCACGCCGCGCGCCCGCUGCUGGAGGGCCUGUGUGCGGCGGUUGAAGCGCCGGGACACAUCCUUGCGCGGGCGGCGGCGGCGUCUGCGGCGUCUGCGGCGGCGGAGGGUGUGGCGCGGGCGGGGUGGGUGGCGGCCGAUGAGUUUGUGCAGCCGGGGCGGUAUCUGGCGGGGGGGCAGCAGGUGCUGAGUUAUUCGCUUAUCACGCGGACGGCGCGGGGGAGCGUGGAGCUGGAGGAGAUGCCGGCGCUGGUGAGGGGGAAUCGGUGGGCGGUGUAUGUGGAUGAUCUGGGGGAGGGCGUGUCGCCGGUGGCGAGGUGGGGCGGGGGCGCGGUGGGCGGCGGGGACGUGCUGGUGGUGUGUGUCAGGCCCGACGGGUAUGUCGGUGCUGUGGGCGGGCGGUGGGGCGACGGACAGGCGGCGCAGGCGGCGGAGGCGGCGGCGGCGGCGGCGGCGGCGGCGUGGCUGGAGGCGUAUUUUGGUGGCUUUUUGGUUGGGUGA
This is a messenger RNA of Morchella sextelata, 1863 nucleotides long. RefSeq lists its product as uncharacterized. Bases 1 to 1863 code for a protein of 620 amino acids. Gene Ontology annotation, molecular function: FAD binding. Lineage: Eukaryota; Fungi; Ascomycota; Pezizomycetes; Pezizales; Morchellaceae. The transcript is spliced from 5 exons. The record is from RefSeq and is a predicted model, not a curated record.